AUGCGAAAGCUGGAAAGGGACGGCAUGAUGGUUGAUGGUCGGCAGCUACACAAUCUGUGGUUUGCUGAUGACAUGGUCUUGAUAACCUCUAGCAUCACUCGAGCGGAACGAAUGCUGACCGAAUUCGACGAAAUAUGUGGAUGCAUCGGUCUUCAGCUGAAUCUACAAAAAGCGAUGUUCAUGCAUAACGGAUGGGUUUCGGAUGCCCCUUUCCACGCUCAACGGUUGAGCAUACGCAAAUGCACCAGCUACGUCUAUCUGCGUUAUUAA
Molecule: messenger RNA, 270 nt
Organism: Necator americanus (New World hookworm)
Lineage: Eukaryota; Metazoa; Nematoda; Chromadorea; Rhabditida; Ancylostomatidae
Exons: 1
Coding region: 1-270 (89 amino acids)
Source: RefSeq, a predicted model, not a curated record